AUGAAAGACCAAUGAAAAUACGAGUCUAUAGGCGGCUCUAGGAUCCAUCAUUUUCGCUUCGGGACGGCAUUUUCCCCCAUAUGCCCGUUCAAUGGCUUUGCGCAGACGGCGGUAUGCAAAGGAGUGCUCUGCUUUUCUCUGUGUUUUCAUCGAUAUCAACAAUGCCGCGGCGCUUCAAUCGGCUCCGUUAAGACGACGCGCUCCGCUCCGCAGUACGGCUGCCUUCUGCGCGGCGUUGCUGACAUUGUAACGCCGCCGGCAUUCGCACUCUUUUCAUUUUUUGAAACGGAAACAGUGAUUUUGACAAGUUGACCACCGCGAUAGGCGUGUUGCCUCCUGCGAUCAGAGGCGAUCCCCUGCGAAAUUGGCAAUCAUUUAUACCUUAAUCAAUGGCGGCCUGAGUUAAAGAUCUGCUUGGAUUCAGACACGCCGGAGUCAAACAAGACAUUUGUUUGACGCCAAAGGAGGAAGGCCCGACAAUGGGGGCGACCAAAAGCAAACCCAAGGAGCCGGGCCAGCGUUCCCGUAGCUUGGACGGGACCAUCGGCCCCUGCGGUGGCGGGGGGCACCACCUGAGCCCCGGGCCGCAGUCCCUGACGCCCACGCGGAGUCCGGGCAGGGACGGCACCCGCCGGGGCACUCAGCCACUGGUCAGCAACGCAGAGCUCGCCCUCUUUGGGGGGGUGGACCACCCUGGGACCAUCACCUCCCCACACAGAGGACAGCUAGCAGGGGGAGUCACCACUUUCGUGGCACUGUAUGACUACGAGUCACGCACAGCCGCAGACCUGUCUUUCAAGAAGGGCGAGCGCCUGCAGAUCGUCAAUAACACGAGAAAGUUGAACUGCAGAGAAGGGGACUGGUGGCUGGCUCGAUCCCUCACUUCAGGACAAAGCGGAUACAUUCCCAGCAACUACGUUGCUCCUUCGGACUCGAUCCAAGCAGAAGAGUGGUAUUUUGGCAGCAUCACCCGCCGGGACUCGGAGAGGCUGCUGCUGAGCUUGGAGAACAGGAGAGGCACCUUCCUCGUGAGGGAGAGCGAGACCACAAAGGGUGCCUACUGUCUGUCCGUCCUGGACUAUGACAACGUGAAAGGUCUCAACGUGAAGCAUUAUAAAAUCCGCAAACUGGACAGCGGAGGAUUCUACAUCACGUCACGAAUGCAGUUCAGCAACCUGCAACAGCUGGUCAUGCACUAUCGCAAGUAUGCAGAUGGGCUGUGUCACUGCCUGACAGAGGUGUGUCCCGUGCUGAAGCCCCAGACCCAGGGCCUGGCUCGGGACGCCUGGGAGAUCCCCCGCGAAUCACUGCGGCUGGAUGUUAAGCUGGGUCAGGGUUGCUUUGGGGAGGUCUGGAUGGGUACGUGGAAUGGUACGACGCGUGUGGCUAUCAAGACCUUGAAACCGGGAACCAUGUCCCCAGAGGCUUUCCUCCAGGAAGCCCAGGUCAUGAAGAAGCUCCGGCAUGAGAAACUGGUGCAGCUGUACGCAGUGGUUUCUGAGGAGCCCAUCUAUAUCGUCACAGAGUACAUGGGCCAAGGAAGCCUGCUGGACUUUCUCAAAGGAGAAAUGGGCAAGGUGCUGCGACUACCCCAACUAGUGGACAUGGCCUCACAGAUCGCCUCUGGAAUGGCUUACGUGGAGAGGAUGAACUACGUGCACAGAGACCUCAGGGCAGCCAACAUCCUCGUGGGAGACAACCUGGUCUGCAAAGUGGCCGACUUCGGCCUUGCACGGCUUAUCGAGGACAAUGAGUACACAGCCAGACAAGGAGCCAAGUUCCCCAUCAAGUGGACCGCUCCGGAAGCUGCGCUGUACGGUCGCUUCACCAUCAAAUCUGAUGUCUGGUCCUUUGGUGUCCUACUGACUGAGCUGGCCACCAAGGGAAGGGUACCAUACCCAGGAAUGGUGAACAGAGAGGUCCUGGAGCAGGUGGAGCGUGGCUACCGGAUGCCUUGCCCUGCCGAAUGCCCCGAGUCUCUGCAUGACCUGAUGCUGAGCUGCUGGCGUAAAGAGGCCGAGGAGAGACCCACCUUCGAGUACCUGCAGGGUUUCCUAGAGGACUACUUCACUUCCACGGAGCCCCAGUACCAGCCAGGGGAGAACCUUUAGGGAGGCAGGUCCCAUGUAGACUCAAUGGCAGAUAAGAGUGGGUGUUUAGCUGUGCCCUACCCCCACGAGACCCCUGGCAAGCCACUGCCAAUCCCGUUCGGCUCUCUUAUCUUAUACCACCUACAUCCCGAAACUGCCUCUGUCGUGAUGUCUGCCGUUGGAAACCGCCACCCCAUGCUGGGGGAUGAGUUCACUGCUGUAUAAUCGGAACCCUCAGAAUUGGCUGUUUUUUAUAAUAAUUAUUAUUAUUUGUGUGUUGUUUUGGGGUCAGGUGAUAGAAACUCUAAACGAUUUGACUUUCACAUCAACUUAUGUCGUGAGUCACAGAUCCUCAUCGACCUGUGGCCCCUUCCAUCCUCAAACCCCGCUCCACCCCUCUGCCCUCAGUCUCCGUCAGGUCUGUUGGCCCUGUCAAGCUUGCGAUGAGCCCUACGUUUCUCUGGUGACCACUAUCUCCAUCCUUGGUGUUGCUCUCACUCUUUCAGAUGCACAUUUUUUUUUCUUUGACAUUUAUCUUGUUUUUCUUUUUUUUUGGUUGGGGGGGGGGGGGGGAGUUGCAAAGUGAAAAACAACCCCCCCCCCAGUAUCUCCCAGCUCGACAAGGCAUUACUGAUCUCUGCCAUAUGAAACACAGGGUCAAUAUUUAGUCAUUUUUUUCCCCCCAGUACUGGAUUGACUGGAAUUCAGCAUUUGUUCAGACCAGCGGCAACGGUAGCUGUCCGUGGGAGGACUGAAGGUGAAGAUAGCAGCAUCUAGUCACUAGGAGGCUCAUGAAGAAGAACGAGGCAGGUGGAGGUGGAGUGGGGGGGGGGGGUACUACUAUUUUGUUAGAGCUUCCUCAAAGAAGAACCCACAAGGUUACUGAAAGUCAACAAGAGCUGCUGUGAUCAGCCUGUAGGAAUUCUGAGAAAACAACCCUGUGAAACUACUGAUCAGCCCAGUCCUUUAUUAAUACUGGGAUCCUGCUGCAGAUUCUUUUUUUUUUUUGGUGCCAAUGAAACUUUUUUUUUUCUUUUGUACUGUCUGCUGUGAAAGAGCGUAUUUUUUAUCUCGCGGUUUCCUACAAAACCAUGUCCGUCCAUUGGCAAGCCCCGAGCAGCGGUUCCAUAUUAUCUGAGAAUCCCACGCCCCCCCCCCCCCCCCCACUGAUUUGACGCUCGUUCCGCUUUGGGCCACCCCUGUGGUUGGGAUUCAGGGUGGUGUACUUGCACUUGGGCCGCCUUGGAGGUAUAGUGACUGUCCACAAAGUGACCUGCUAAUCCCCCUCCCAUCUUAUGUUUAUGCGAGUAAAAUGCUCUGUCCCAUUCCCCCCAACACACUCCUUUUUGAUGGAAAUCCUUUCCCUUGUCGAUGUUGACUUGAAUGUUCUAUAUAAAAAUGUGUCCUAAACGUGUGCCAUUUGCAGGCAUCAUUUUUCUAUAUUUGACAGAAUUCUAGGUCCUGUUACACCGUCCAUUAAUUUUGAGCUGCACUGAAUAUUUCUGGGUUUUUUUUCUUCCUUGAAAACACAUUUCCAAUAUUUCUUCAGUCAAUCAUCCAUACCUUUCAUUCUCUUCUGCAUUUCUCACUGGAUCAGCUUCUCUUGAUUCAGCCAUGACCAUUAAUAGAGAUACAAAAUGGCACAAGGGGGCUAUUUUGUGUAGAUUUGCCUUUGUUUGAUUGUCUACAGAUGCCUGCAAUCCUAUAUGAUUCUGACUACAUCACUACACUGCUGAUAGACACUGAAAAUGGUGCAUUAAUAUUAGCAUUCCCCAUUCAGGAAGUCAGUGGGUGCAAUGUUUUCAUGUGUGGCUCUCAAAAAUGUUUUAUACUUUUAAAUUAAUAAUCUGGAUGGAUGCACUGGAUGUAAUCUGACCAGUGUGUUUCACUGGUCAUAGAAUAGAAUAGAACAGCGUUUCCCAACCUGGUUCUUGGGGACACAGAAACGGUCCACAUUUUUUGCUCCCUCCCAGCUACCUGUCAGACAGUUCACAAUUUUGCUCCCUUCCAGCUUGGGCAAUAACGUGGACAGUCUGCAGGUCCCCAAGGACCAUUCAGGAAAGCAUUGGAAUAGAAUGUUUUCUUUGUCAUGAAUUAUUCAGCCAGAUUCCUGGUGCAGUCAUUUAACCGCAGAGAAGGACUUCAGUAUGACCAAUGAACAUGGUCCUGCAAAAUCGAAUCAGUGACCGAGCUACAACUGUGGACAAUCGCAGGACUUUCUCAUGAUUUUUUUUUGCAUUUGUUGCAUUUUAUAUCUGUUCCGGUGUGUCAUGAUUUAAUUUAGAUUUUGCUUGACUAUGCCUAAAACAUCUGCCUUAAUUUGCCUUGGAGGUAAUUCAAUAAAUGCCGAAUUGAUUUUUGUUGUAGCCCGGCAGGGUGAACAUCAAAUAUUUUUAGCUUUCAGUUAUGUAAUAUGAUUGGGAUUUUUCUGCCAUUGAUCAGUAUGAAUACAUCUGCAUUUAUGCAAACGGUUCAGGAGAAGAGGAACCCGUUUCUGACUAAGUCGAUUCACUCUGACAUCCAAAAGGGUCCCCUUGAAAUCCUAAGACCUUUGCAGUUCAUUGAACCUGUUUUUGCACCAAUUAAAUUAAAACUAAAUUCCUGUAUUUUUGUGCAAUCAUGAAGAAAGAGCGUCCAGAUUAUUGGGAACAACCGCAGUGUCAUGUAAUGUAAUAAAUCAGGUUGGUAGGGUCUUGCCCUGAUAUUUAAAUGAGGAAAAACGUUUUUGGAAUGUUGUUGAUGAUUGGCUAAAUGCAAGAGCUUCUCUACAUGCAAGAUUGUGUUAGCUGGCAUGAAAACAUGGUGCAGCUUUUCCUUACUGCAAAAUCGGAAUGGGUUUGGUUUAUUAUAAACCACUAGCUAUGAAGUCAUUGGUUUAUGGUUGUGCGUUAGUCAUGGAGGUAUUUAAAAAUAUAUUCCUUCAGCAGUGUCUAACAAAGUCACUUUUAUUUGUGUAUGUUUUGCAGAUUAAGAACACCAUCUGCAGGGCACCAUAAGUGGUCUAAAGGUACGAAAUGGAUAAUGAUGUAGAUCUGACCUUUUCCUGACUUGACACCAACCCUUUUGUGCUGGUCUCUUGGUUUAAGACACUUGAAUUUUGGUACUAGAUGGGAGUAUAAUCUCAAAAUACUUUGUCUUAGGAUAUAAAACCUCCUUCUGCCACCACAGAAAUGAGGAGUUUGUCAUUAUGUUCAAAUUUAGUUUGCUAGCCUAAAGAAGGUAACUUUGAACUCAAGAAAGUCACCCAAGGUUUUUAAAGGCACCUGUUACAAUUGGGAAGUUUUACCAUAAAGGUCUAUCACAACCGAUUCAGUCCAUUCAUGCAUUUUCUGUUACGCUUGUCUCUUGGAAGGUCUGUAUAAUUCAGUUGUGCUUCUAUUGCUGUUACAAAAAGCAAAUGUAAGUGGAUGUAGUUGGCAUCCCCUCCAGGAUGUACCCCUAGUUCUGAACUGUUGAUUGACAUUUCCAGUAUUGUUUAUUGGUGUUAACUGAUUUAUUCGGACAGCUGUUUUUUUUUUUUUUUUUUUUUUUUUUGGGGGGGGGGGGGGGGGGCAAUGCCAAGGACACUGUCUUUCUCAGUUUGCUUCACAGCAUAGGGGUUAUGCCAUUGUUCAUUUUUCCCACUGUAACCUAUGCAGUCUGGUUUGUCCUAUUCCUCUGUGACCAUUUUUCUACUAUUACAAAUGGACAUUAAAGGCAAUUAUGAUCUCAGAACAACAAUAAUUUUGUAGCAGUCGAAUCAGUUCGUUCAUUUAAAAAAAACAAACAGAAAACCUAAUAAAUUGGAAUUGUACCUAACAGGCUGCAAUGUACCAUUUCAUGUUGUAAUCCUUAAAUGUGCAAUAAAUUUCCUUUUUUUUUGUAUUUAAAUUGAUUAAAUACAGUCAGAGGUGUUUUAGUUAAAUGCUUCCAUAUACCUUAAAUGCUACUACUUACUGUUAACGUUCUUUACCUAUUAAGCUCCCAAGGUAAAUAAGAGCCAGAGAUCCCAGUUUAAUACCACACCUGUGUGAGAAAAGCCUAUUAUUUAACCCCCCGGCUUUAUUUUGUCCUUUAACCUGUGGAUUCUGUGUGAGCUGCUUUUUAAUGUAUGACUUGAUAAAGAGCAAAGAGUUGGGAAUGGAGAGCACCUCCCAGACAUGUGUGGCACAUCUUGGAGCUUUGAAAGCAAAGUCAAUAAAUACCUUCCCCAUCAAGGAAA
Molecule: messenger RNA, 6291 nt
Organism: Brienomyrus brachyistius
Lineage: Eukaryota; Metazoa; Chordata; Actinopteri; Osteoglossiformes; Mormyridae
Gene: src
Product: v-src avian sarcoma (Schmidt-Ruppin A-2) viral oncogene homolog
Exons: 13
Coding region: 480-2111 (543 amino acids)
Biological process (GO): negative regulation of extrinsic apoptotic signaling pathway; cell differentiation; cell adhesion
Cellular component (GO): extrinsic component of cytoplasmic side of plasma membrane
Molecular function (GO): growth factor receptor binding; ATP binding; non-membrane spanning protein tyrosine kinase activity
Source: RefSeq, a predicted model, not a curated record